Molecule: messenger RNA, 1282 nt
Organism: Lemur catta (Ring-tailed lemur)
Lineage: Eukaryota; Metazoa; Chordata; Mammalia; Primates; Lemuridae
Product: NAD-dependent protein deacylase sirtuin-5, mitochondrial-like
Exons: 1
Coding region: 43-981 (312 amino acids)
Molecular function (GO): protein-malonyllysine demalonylase activity; protein-succinyllysine desuccinylase activity; NAD+ binding
Source: RefSeq, a predicted model, not a curated record
GGCAAAGCCCACCUCAAGAAUUAAAACUACAAAGAAAAUCUGAUGCGACCUCUCCAGAUUGUCCCGAGCCAACUGUUUUCCCAGCUGUGCUGUGGCCUGAAGCCUCCAGCCCCCACACACACCCAGAUUUGCCUGACAAUGACUCGUCCAAAUUCAAGUACGGCAGAUUUUCAUUUUCGCAAGCUUUUUUCAAAGGCAAAGCAUAUAGUCAUCAUUUCAGGAGCCGGUGUUAGUGCCGAAAGCGGAGUUCCGACGUUCAGAGGAGCCGGAGGUUACUGGAGAAAAUGGCAGGCUCAGGACCUGGCGACCCCACAGGCCUUUGCCCACAACCCGUCCCGGGUGUGGGAGUUCUACCACUACCGGCGCGAGGUCAUGCAGAGCAAGGAGCCCAACGCCGGGCACCUCGCCAUCGCCAAGUGCGAGGCCCGGCUGAGCAGACAGGGCCGACAGGUCAUGGUCAUCACCCAGAACAUAGAUGAGCUGCACCGACAGGUUGGCACCAAGAACCUUCUGGAAAUCCAUGGUAGCUUAUUUAAAACUCGAUGCACCUUGUGCGGAAUUGUGGCUGAGAAUUACAGGAGUCCAAUUUGUCCAGCGUUAUCAGGAAAAGGUGCUCCAGAACCUGAAACUCAAGAUGCCAGUAUCCCAGUUGAGAGACUUCCCCGAUGUGAAGAGGCUGGGUGUGGGGGCUUGCUGCGACCUCACGUCAUGUGGUUUGGAGAAAACCUAGAUCCUGCCAUUCUAGAGGAGGCUGACAGAGAGCUCGCCCUCUGUGACUUAUGUCUAGUAGUGGGCACUUCUUCUGUGGUGUACCCGGCCACCAUGUUUGCCCCCCAGGUGUCUGCCAGGGGAGUGCCCGUGGCCGAGUUUAACACGGAGACCACCCCAGCCACGAACAGAUUCAGGUUUCAUUUCCAGGGACCCUGUGGUACGACUCUUCCUGAAGCCCUUGCCCGUCAUGAAAAUGAAACUGUUUCCUGAGUGUUCUAGGAAGGAGAAAUUAUAGUAUAUCUAAGAGCUAGACCACAAGCAGAGGAGAAAUGGUCUUGCGGAUAGUGAGUGAAAUAUUGGGCAAUCUAAAAAUAUCCUGAUUCCCUGGGUGGAAUCCAGCCGGUUGGUAGACGAUGAGGACUUAGCAGUAGCAAGAACACAUGCGUUUAGAAAUCAGAGAACUGUGAAGUGAAUUCCUGUUACCUCGUGUGAACUGAAACAUAAGAAACCUUUGAUGCAGUUGAUUGGUUAUUGGGUGGGAACAAAUUUUAUCAUUAAAUUGCCUAAAAAA